AUGAGCGCCUUCGGCGCAUCCGAGUCCAGUCAACCUCAGAGCACUCACGGUCGCGAAGUUGCAGAGCAGUUUAUCAUGCCGACCAUUAAUGUUCCUAGCCGACGGCCCUUCACCGAUGUUGGAAAGUCGCUAGGAAGACUGAAACUUCUCGUGGCGGGCAAAUCAGGCCUCGGGAAAUCUUGCUUGAUCAAAGCGAUAACACACUCUUGCGAGCACAUCGUACACGUCGAUCCUCCAGUGCCCGUUGCGAUUGCGUCCACAGGACUCUUGCCGACAAAUGCACUUUCCAGCUAUCCUCCGAUGGCCCAGGGAACUUUCCAAAUUACGGAGACAUUUGCCAGCACCAAGCCAUAUCCAUCGUGGUGGAUGGAGCCGACUCCGGCAAACUCGGUGUCCAAUGCCGGGAGUGCUGGAGACGCAGUUUUGGAUAGGAAUAUCUGCCUCGUCGACACACCCGGUUAUCAGGAAACAUGCCGGACGGUCAGUCAAGUUUCGCACUACAUUGAGUCUCAUCUGCAGAAGAAUCGCCUCGACGGCCUCAACGACGCCGAUGUUCUCAAGACAAUCGAUGGUGGCGGCGGCCUCUUUGUUGACGCUGUACUUUACAUGAUAUGCAGUUCAGCUCAACUGACUUACAGUAUCUUCGUCAGCUACAGCCGCUCACAAAUGUGA
Molecule: messenger RNA, 672 nt
Organism: Colletotrichum karsti
Lineage: Eukaryota; Fungi; Ascomycota; Sordariomycetes; Glomerellales; Glomerellaceae
Product: heat shock protein
Exons: 4
Coding region: 1-672 (223 amino acids)
Source: RefSeq, a predicted model, not a curated record